Molecule: messenger RNA, 1939 nt
Organism: Vombatus ursinus (common wombat)
Lineage: Eukaryota; Metazoa; Chordata; Mammalia; Diprotodontia; Vombatidae
Product: mucin-5AC-like
Exons: 10
Coding region: 1-1638 (545 amino acids)
Source: RefSeq, a predicted model, not a curated record
AUGAAGGUCCUUCUACUUUUGGGCCUCAUACUCUUUGGUGGCCUAUUCACACCAAGCUUGGCCCAGCAGGAAACCUCUGAGUCUGGCCAGUCAUCACAAGCAACUGUGGCUCAGGCAUAUUCAUCAUUUCUAGGAAACAUUUUCUCAUUUGUUGGAAAAGUGAUAAAAACAGUGACAGAUGCAAUAUUUAGGCCAAGAAGUCGACCAGUAGCCACAACCAAAGCACCAACAGAGGCGCCAACAGCUGCCCCAACAGAGGCACCAACAGUUGCCCCAACAGAGUUGCCAACAGCUGCCCCAAUGGAAGCCCCAACAUCAGCUCCAACAUCAGCCCCAACAGAGGCACCAACAGUUGCCCCAACAGAGUUGCCAACAGCUGCCCCAACAGAGAGGCACCAACAGCAGCCCCAACAGAGUGGCCAACAGCUGCCCCAACAGAAUUGCCAACAGCUGGCCCAACAGCAGCCCCAACUGAAGCACCAACAACUGCCCCAACAGAGCCCAACAGAGGCACCAACAGCUGCCCCAACAGCAGCACCAACUGAAGCACCAACAGCUGCCCCAACAGCAGCACCAACAACUGCCCCAACGAAGGCACCAACAGCAGCCCCAACAGAGUUGCCAACAGCUGCCCCAACAGCAGCACCAAGUGAAGCACCAACAGCUGCCCCAACAGAGGCACCAACAGAGGCACCAACAGAAUUGCCAACAGCUGCCCCAACUGAAGCACCAACAGAGAUACCAACAGAGGCACCAACAGAGGCACCAACAGAGAUACCAACAGAGGCACCAACAGCAGCCCCAACAGAGUUGCCAACAGCUGCCCCAACAGCAGCCCCAACUGAAGCACCAACAGCUGCCCCAACAGAAGUAGCAACAGAAGCACCCACAGCAGCAGGGACAACACAGACAACAGCUCCGCCAACACGCACAAAACCAACUCGGACAAAACCAACUCAGAUAAAACCAACUCGGACAAAACCAACUCAGACAAAACCAACUCGGACAACAUCUCAGACAAGAUGGACAAAGACAAAAUGGACAACAACUCAGAAAGCUCCUCCUUCAAAACCAUUGUUAUAUUUUGCUAAUGAUGUACAAAGUUUCUUGUUGAAAGAGAAUAUUCCAUGGGCUAUACAAAAGCUUUUCAUAAAAACUGUGAAGAACCCACCAGCACAUCUUAAACACCUACUAAAACCACUGCAAAAAGUGUUAUCUUCUACUGCGAUAAAACUUCUCACCCUCAGUAGUGAUGCCAAACAAAGUAAAGAUAGGCAUCAACAAAAUACAUAUGCCAGAACAGUUUUGGAUGUAAACAUAAAAACAUCUCCUGGAACAUUUACUGCUGAGGUAAACCUGGUAAGCAAAUGUGUCAUUGGAUCGCUGCUGAACAAGAAAGGAACACCUCACCUGGCCCUUGAGCGUUGUGAAACUUCCCUUGGACUUAUUAAAGUUAAGAAAAUGACAAACAGGAAAAGACCUAUUAAUCGAAUACCAAAUGCCCUGAAACAGACUCUUCCUUCUGUGGCAAAUCAAACACUCUACCAAUUGAUGAAAACUUUCUUAAAAUCAGUAGAUUCUACACUGCAAGAUUUCAUAGCCAGGCAACUAUACUCGGGGGAUCAGAUUCCUUCCUAAACCUCCAAUGGAAGGACAACAAGCUUUUCCCCUCAAAAUAGUUCUUGGCCAGGGGAAGAAGAUGGCAAUCUACUGUGCUGAAUUUUCUCCUGCUCCUCUCCUCCUGCUUGAAGGAUCUCAAGGCCAAAGGACAAAUUGCUGGAUUCAGGGUCAAAUGAGAGGAAAUGUUUUCACUGUGCAGGGAUCUUCCAGGCUUUCUUUUCCUGGGUUUGGAGAUACUUUCCACACAUGAAAAUUGUCUCUGAAUAGCAUGUUACUUCCUCCCGAUUUCUCUUAUAAUAAACUCCUGACUCUCUCAACA